Molecule: messenger RNA, 4341 nt
Organism: Symphalangus syndactylus (siamang)
Lineage: Eukaryota; Metazoa; Chordata; Mammalia; Primates; Hylobatidae
Gene: PEX7
Product: peroxisomal biogenesis factor 7
Biological process (GO): protein import into peroxisome matrix
Cellular component (GO): cytosol; peroxisomal matrix
Molecular function (GO): protein binding
Source: RefSeq, a predicted model, not a curated record
UGGCUAAUUUUUGUAUUUUUAGUAGAGACAGGGUUUCACCAUAUUGGCCAGGCUGGUCUCAAACUCUUGACCUCAAGUGUUCUGCCCGCCGCCUCCCAAAUUGUUGGGAUUACAGGCAUAAGCCACCAUGCCCGGCCCUUCCAGGCAAUUCUUAACUCCAAUUCUAUCCAUACCCCUAGCAAACUUGGACUCCACUUGGUAAAGCAUGGGUGGAGGAAGGGGUGUGGAGCAAGGGCAGGGGACAAGGAGAAUCUAAGGAGCAUUUCAUGUUCCUUUUCCUUAAUUUUCCAGUUCAGCUCAAGUUGUCAAACAUUUGUGCAGUGUUUACUAUAUAUCAGACAUUCUUCAAGGUACUGGAGACAUAAACAAAUUAGACUUGGAUAUUACUUCAAGAUGCUCAAAAUCUAGUGUAAGAGUAUGGUUUAUUUUUUAUAUGUUUAGUUUAUAUUUUAGAAAGCUUCACAGGUGGGAUGAAAUAUUUUACAAUGCUAUAAUCAUGUAUGGUUAGGUAAGGAGCAGGUAAUAGCUCAAUUUGUGUGUGUGUGUAUGUCCAAGUUCACUGUAAAUAGUUUACCCCAGCUGGAACCAGCCUUUGUCCCUCCCAGAGAUACCACACUAUUUUUAGCUUAGAUUGGAUAACUCUUUAUAUAAAACUCUUUGCCCAGGUCCCAGCUGCUUCAUGUUUGCUUACUUUGAGAUUUUAUUAACACCUAUUUAGCAUUUCAAUAAACUCCAGAAUGUUUCCAGGUUACUUUUUGUAGUAUUACGAAAAACACACUGAUCAUUUAGGCAUUGUGUUAGGCUGCAUUCACUCAACAUUUCCUGAAUGCUUAAAUACCAGGUCCUUGGGAUACAACAGCGAACAUAACAAGCAAAAAUUUCUGCCCUCAUGCAGCAUACAUUCCAGUAACUACAUAUGAUAAAAAUCCAAAAUAAUAGAGGCCACGCUGGUCUGGAUCCUCAAGUGAUCUGCCUGCCUCGGCCUCCUAGUGUGCUGGGAUUACAGGUGUGAGCCACCGCGCCCGGCCUGCAAGUCUUUUAAUUGGCCUCCCCAUCUCCAAACUCUAUCCUCCAUAUUAGUGUUGCAGGACUUUUUAAAAUAAAACCUUGGUCAUUUAAUUUCUCACAUUAGAAAACUUCCACUCUUUUUCAUUGUUUACAGUAGAAAUCCAAUUCUCUUAGUAUGGUAUAUAAGACUCUUCAUGAUCUAGCCCCAGUACCACACUCUAUAGUCUCCCCACCCAAUAUUUUUUUCACCGUAUCCCUUCCAUCUGGCCAGGCUGAGUCCUGGCAGCCACGAUCCCCUAUGGAUCAUGCUGGUUUAAAUCUCCUGGGUUGCUCAUGUUAUUCCUGCUCCUACAAAGAUCUCCAUCUUCUUGUCUACUUAAAGAAAACCUACUCAUCUGUGUGCAAUCACCAUAAAGACCAUCUCUCUUCUGCAGCCUUUCCUGCAAUUCCCAUAUCUCUGGCACGGACAAUCACCUUUUAAAAACACCCCAUAUAUAUUUCUCAUAGCCUCUACAGUAUUUUGAUUACACUUAACUAAUUACAUGACUUCUCUUUUAGUCUUCUUCUCUAAUCUCUUGAGGCCAUGGACCAUAUUCUAUUAUUUUGAAUCCCAAAUGCCUAGUACUGUUCUUGGUAUAUGGUUAAGGUGAUCAUACGACUUGGUUUGUGCCUGUUGACCUGGCUUAAUAAUAACACCCUCUUUACUCUCAAAAUUAUCUUGGUUUGGCAGCUAAAUUAUAUUUGGUCAUUCUCCACAUAGUACAUGCCUGGCAAUGAAUGAAUGAGCACCAGCAUCUGAGCACUUAUUACCAUACAAUAUAUACAUGUAUAGUAAUACUUUUUUAAAAAGUUGUUUAUGAUGAUGUGCUGCUUUUUUGCUUAGCUUCAUUAGAACUGGCCAGCUCCUUUUUCUCACUUGCCAAGCAUGGGGAGUUGUUGUUUCAUCUUUUCCAGUUAUAGUGUGAAAGUAGCCCACCAGCCCACCCUCUUAUUCCUAAAGACCACAGUGACUCCACGGACUUAAGUUAUCAUUGCUUCCAGUUUCCUUGGGCAACGCAGCACGCAAUUUUGGACGCGCUGCGUGGUUUCAGAGUCGGCUGUAACUUUUCUCACUUUAUAAUCAUCAGGAAAAGUUCCUGAUGCCAGUCUUCCGAACGCUCAAUGAAAUAAAAACCUGAUAGCACCGCAGAGGAGGCUGAGAUGCAACGACAAAAGCUGCCGUAAUUAUAAUAAUUAAUAAUACCUAACCCUGGAUCACUCCCCUGAUGAUCUGUAUCUUUGCAGCAGACGCAAUUCAGUUUGGUUUCACCCAAAACAAACAUGGUCUCCGUCGGAGUCAACGCCCUUUCCUGUGCGGACCAAUCAGAAUCUCAAACACAGGGCACGGGGCCCACACUUCCGUCCGGCCUCCGUAGUCUCUCUAACCGCGCCAGUGUGCCUCCGACUCGGAACGGCUUCCGCGGCCGGGGCGGCGAGGGCCGGGGGCGGCGGGCGGGAUGAGUGAGGUGUGCGGUGGAGCAGCGCGGACGCUGCGGACGCCGGGACGCCACGGCUACGCCGCCGAGUUCUCCCCGUACCUGCCGGGCCGCCUGGCCUGCGCCACCGCGCAGCACUACGGCAUCGCGGGCUGUGGAACUCUACUAAUAUUGGAUCCAGAUGAAGCUGGGCUAAGGCUUUUUAGAAGCUUUGACUGGAAUGAUGGUUUGUUUGAUGUGACUUGGAGUGAGAACAACGAACAUGUCCUCAUCACCUGUAGUGGCGAUGGCUCGCUGCAGCUCUGGGACACUGCCAAAGCUGCGGGGCCACUGCAAGUCUAUAAAGAGCACACUCAGGAGGUGUAUAGUGUUGAUUGGAGCCAAACCAGAGGUGAACAGCUUGUGGUGUCUGGCUCAUGGGAUCAAACUGUCAAAUUGUGGGAUCCAACUGUUGGAAAGUCUCUGUGCACCUUUAGAGGCCAUGAAAGUAUUAUUUAUAGCACAAUCUGGUCUCCCCACAUCCCUGGUUGUUUUGCUUCAGCCUCAGGUGAUCAGACUCUGAGAAUAUGGGAUGUGAAGGCAGCAGGAGUCAGAAUCGUGAUUCCCGCACAUCAGGCAGAAAUCUUGAGUUGUGACUGGUGUAAAUACAAUGAGAAUUUGCUGGUGACAGGGGCGGUUGACUGUAGUUUGAGAGGCUGGGACUUAAGGAAUGUACGGCAACCAGUGUUUGAACUUCUUGGUCAUACCUAUGCUAUUAGGAGGGUGAAAUUUUCGCCAUUUCAUGCUUCUGUGCUGGCCUCUUGCUCAUAUGAUUUUACUGUAAGAUUCUGGAACUUUUCAAAGCCUGACUCUCUUCUUGAAACAGUGGAGCAUCAUACAGAGUUUACUUGUGGUUUAGACUUCAGUCUUCAGAGCCCCACUCAGAGAUUUGCUCUGUUGCCCAGGCUGGAGUGCAGUGGCGCAAUCUCGGCUCACUGCAACCUUCGCCUCCCAGGUUCAAGUGAUUCUCCUGCUGCAGCUUCCUGAGUAGCUGGAAUUACAGGCACAUGCCACCAUGCCUGGCUAAUUUUUUGUAUUUUUAGUAGAGAUGGGGUUUCGUCAUGUUGACCAGACUGGUCUCAAAUUGCUAACCUCAAGUGAUCCACCUGCUUUGGCCUCCCAAAGUGCUGGGAUUACAGACAUGAACCACCAUGCCUGGCCUAAUCUUUAUAUUUUUAGUAGAGAUGGGGUUUCACCAUGUUAGCCAGGCUGGUCUCGAACUCCUAACCUCAAGUGAUCCACCCUCCUUGGCCUCCCAAAGUGCUGGCAUUACAGGCUUGAGCUCUCAGCCUAUGAAUUUUUCAUUUUAGGAAUUAAAGAUGUAAUUCUGAGUUUAAAAGAUUCUCAUUUGGUAUUACAAUAUUCCCAUUAACAUUAGAAAUAAUCAUUUAAAAUGACUUAAUAGGAUAUAAGAAGAGAAAAAACUGAAAUAGUGAUGAGUGAAAUGGCAUUUUUUCAGCAUAAAUAUAAUGUGUUUCAAAUGAACUAGUUCCUUUUCUGAUACACUUAUUAUAGAUGGAUUUUACUAAAAUAAUUUUACCUGUUUUCUAUUUUAGUCUUAAAAAGUUGCAAUGUACAUACUGAAACAUGGCACCCCCAAACAAAGGAUCCUAAGUAAAUAUUCAUUAAAUGCUCAUCCUUAUGUAUUUCUAUUACCUGUCCUUUGUGAGCCCAGACUAGAACCUGUGGCAGCAGCUGCAGCACCUCCAUUUCCUCAGCUAUGGCGCUUCCUCGCCCAGAUCUGAAGAAUACCAAAUGUUUUCUAAAUCCUCCACACAUAGUAGGCCUACCUUAUUAAAAGCAACUUUGUGAUGAGAGG